Frankliniella occidentalis (western flower thrips) is the source of this 8351-nucleotide messenger RNA. Its product is annotated as fibrillin-1-like. Bases 304 to 7971 code for a protein of 2555 amino acids. Gene Ontology annotation, molecular function: calcium ion binding. NCBI's taxonomy places the organism in Eukaryota, Metazoa, Arthropoda, Insecta, Thysanoptera, Thripidae. The transcript has 21 exons. The record is from RefSeq and is a predicted model, not a curated record.
GGCGCGGCUGCGACGGGCGCGUCCGCCGCGCGCAACGGCGAGUCGAACAGUUUGCUGCUGCAGCUGGACUCGCCCGUCAACGACAGCGCGCCGCCAGCGCGACUCCGGAAGAAGAGGAAGAAAAAGGAAAAGGGCAAGAAGCAGGACGACGCAGACACCAGCAGGGGGCAGAGCGCGCGGCGGAAGGCGAGCGGAGACGGCGGCCGCCCCAAGGGCAAGGGCGCCGCCAAGAAGAAGGGCAGGAAGAAGGGAACCAGGCAGGGUCCCAGAGGCGGAGCCCGCCACAAGGAAGGGCAGGGCGGAAUGCACGUCGAUCCCGGUGGGGGAUCUGCCGCGACCGGGGGGAGCACCGGGAUCCUGCACGGCGGCCGACUCGGAGGCGGGGACCCCUCCUCCGGGCCCGGGGGUGACUUCGGCGAGCCCGAGGCUCACCCGUCCGCCCCGGUGCCCCGCGGGGUGGUGCGCGAGGAGGACGCCGACCUCAGCUGCCUAGUCGGCCUCGGCGGAGGGGACGCCUCCUCGGCGGGGGGCUUCCUGCGCGCGCCGGACCUGCCUCGCGCCAACGUCCUCAAGUACACCAAGAAGCGCAACCCGUCCGCGCCCAAGAACCGCUAUCUGGUGGUGCUGUACAAGUGCAUCGCCGGCUUCACCCUCAAGGACCCCGACGUGGACCGCCUGUUCUGCAGCCGCGGCCGCUGGGUGGGCCCGCAGCCCGUGUGCGUCUCUGCGGGAGGGCUGCCGGGGCCGGGCCUCAGGCACGGCGGCGGCGGCGGCGACGAGGACGCCGACGAUGAUGCUGCCGGGGCCGGAGACGAGGACGACGACGACGAGCCCUGCGAGGACGGCGAGGACGGCGCCCUGGACUGCGAGCACGAGUGCCGGGUGGUCCGCGGGCGCGCCGGCUGCCGCUGCUUCCGGGGCUACCAGCUGGACGGCAAGAACCACUGCAUCGACGUGGACGAGUGCGCGGCCGAGAACGGCGGCUGCGCGGACCGCUGCCUCAACAGCCCGGGCUCCUUCCGCUGCGAGUGCCGCGACGGCCGGCGCCUGGAGGCGGACGGCUCGUCCUGCCGGGACAUCAACGAGUGCCUGCUCCGCAACGGCCACGGGCCGUGCCAGGACGGCUGCACCAACCUGGACGGCGGCUACCGGUGCACGUGCGACAACCUGCCGGGCACGCGCCUGGCCGCCGACAACCACACGUGCGAGGACGUGGACGAGUGCGAGGGCGACAACAACGGCUGCUCGCACACCUGCCUCAACACCAUCGGCUCGGCCUUCUGCCUCUGCCCGGAGGGGAUGGUGCUGCACUCGGACUGGAAGACUUGUAGAGAUGUGGACGAGUGCUUGGACGCCUCGAUAGCCAGUCGGUGCCCAGGGGGGUGCGUCAACACGCCUGGGUCGUUCACGUGUCUGGAGGAGGCCUCCACUACCAGGGUGCCGGCGGACGCGACCAACCCCCCACCGGAGAAGGGCAAACGAGGCCGGCCCCAGGACGACGACGGCGCCGAGGAUGAUGAGGACGGAGAGGACGAGGAGGGUGCUGAGGACCGGUGGGGAAGUAAGACUAGCGGGGACGACUGCCAGCCCGGGUACCGGCGCGAUGACGGGGGCGAGUGCAAAGACGUGGACGAGUGCACCGAGCAAGAGACGCGCUGCUCGCACGAGUGCUUGAAUGAGCCGGGCUCAUUCUCGUGCUCGUGUCCGGCCGGCUACGACCUGGCGGAGGACGAGGCGACUUGCGUUGACGUGGACGAGUGCUCGGAGCCCGACCACGGCUGCUCCCACACGUGUGUCAACCAGGUGGGGAGCUACCGCUGCGAGUGUCCACCGUCGUGGUCGCUGUCUGCGGACCAGCGCACCUGUUCGGAGGAGGAAGCGGGUUGCCAGGACGCGGGCUGUUCCCACUCCUGCCUGGUCGUGGAGGGUCGAGCGACGUGCCAGUGCCCCGGUGGGCUGCACCUGGCCGACGGAGAACCCCGGCGCUGCGUGGACCUCGACGAGUGCGCGGCGGGCAACGGCGGCUGCUCGCACCAGUGCGUCAACGAGCAGGGUGGCUUCCGCUGCCAGUGCCCGGAUGGCUUCUGGUUGGACGACGACGAGCGCACCUGCGUGGACGUCAACGAGUGCGAGGAGGACAACGACGUGCAGGGUGGGCCCUCCUGCAGCGACCACUGCGUCAACACGGAGGGUAGCUUCUACUGCAGCUGCCCCGAGGGCACGGUGCUGGCUGCGGACGGCAGGACGUGCGAGGUGGACGCCGACGAGCAGCGCUGCCCGGACGACCACGGCUGCUCGCACCAGUGCGCCCGGGACAAGGGGCACCACGUGUGCCUGUGUCCGCAGGGGCUCACUCUCGCCGCCGACUCCCUGACCUGCCAGGACGUGAACGAGUGCGAGGGGGAGAAGCCCUGUGAACAGCUCUGCGCCAACGAAUUGGGAAGCUUCAGGUGUUCCUGCUUGCCGGGCUACACAUUGGACGCGGACGGCCGUCGCUGCCGCGACGUUGACGAGUGCGCCGAGAACGACGGCGACGCCACGCGCGCGCGCUGCUCCCACAACUGCACCAACGUGCCGGGCUCGUUCCACUGCGGGUGUCCUGCCGGCCAUCGGCUAGGCGCCGACGGGCUCACGUGCGAGGACGUGGACGAGUGCACAUCCGUGACCGCGGACGGCGAGCCGACGUGCACCCACGAGUGCGUCAACGAGGUCGGGUCGUACCGAUGCAAGUGCCCGCCGGGACUCGGACUGCAGGCCGAUGGCCGCACCUGCGAGGAUAUCGACGAGUGCGCCGACGUGGGGCACGGUUGUUCGCACACCUGCGACAACUGGGUGGGCAGCUACCGCUGCAGCUGCCCGGAUGGCCUGCAGCUGGGUCAGGACGGUCGCACCUGCGAGGACGUGGACGAGUGCGCAGGCGCAGACCACCAUUGCUCGCACGAAUGCGUCAACGAACACGGGGCAUACCGAUGCGUGUGCCCGUCCGGGUACACCCUCAUCGACGACAACCGCACCUGCGAGGACGUGAACGAGUGUGAGUCUGGAAGCAACAGCGUCCAUGGUGAUCCAGCCUCGGAGGAGUCGCCCUCCCCCUGCCAACACCGAUGCGUAAACGAACCGGGCUCCUACCGGUGUGAGUGCGCAGACGGUUACCGCGUUGACCCGGCCGCCCCGGGUGCGUGCGUUGACGUGGACGAGUGUGCGGAGGGCAACGGGGGCUGCUCGCACGAGUGUCGCAACCUGCCGGGCGGCGUGGAGUGCUCCUGCCCGCCGGCCUUCACCCUGCAGCCCGACGGGCGCGUCUGCCACGCGGAUAACGGCUGCCACGUCAACAACGGCGGAUGCGCGCACGAGUGCCAUUUCAACGGCACCGUCUUCUGCCUGUGCCGCGAGGGCUUCAUCCUGGACCCAGCGACGGGCCGGCACUGCGAGGACGUGGACGAGUGUGCCACGCGCGUCCACGGCUGCGCGCAGGUCUGCGUCAACACGCCGGGGUCCUUCCGCUGCUCCUGUCGCGAGGGCUUCGAGGCGCCCGCGGACAGCCCCAAGGACUGCGUGACGACCGGGCCCACGGACCCGUGCGCGCAGGGCAACGGCGGCUGUUCGCACCGCUGCUCCGUCGUGUCCGGGGCCGCGCGUUGCACGUGCCCGCCCGGAUACCGGCUGAGUGAGAGCGACGGUCGCACCUGCGAGGACAUCGACGAGUGCAUGCAGAGCGACGACGAGGACGAUGGUGACGCUGGCAGUGGCCGCCUGUGCGCGCACGCCUGCGUCAACACCCCGGGGAGCUACCACUGCGCGUGCUCGCCGGGCCACGCAGCCCCGGUAGAUGACCCGCACGCCUGCGAGGACGUCGAUGAGUGCGCCGACGUGGAGCAGGGUGGCUGCUCGUACUCCUGCGUCAACACGCCGGGCAGCUACCGCUGCACCUGCCCGCCGGGCCACCGGCUCCUCGCGGACGGGAGGACCUGCGCCGCGGACCGCGACCACUGCCUGGACAACAACGGCGGCUGCUCGCAUGGCUGCAGGACCACCGCUCACGGCGUGGCGUGCGAGUGCCCGGACGGCUACCGCCUUGACCCGGUCAACAACAGCACCUGCCUGGACGUGGAUGAGUGCGCCCUCGACAACUUUGCGUGCUCGGGGCAGUGCGUCAACACCCAGGGCAGCGCGUACUGUCUGUGCGCGCCCGGCCACGAGCUCGGCGCGGACAACAAGACGUGCGUGCCCGUGGACCCCUGCCAGGACGCCAACUGCUCCCACCAGUGCGAGGUGGAGCCACCCGGGCAAGCGCGGUGCACCUGCCCACCCAGGCACCGUCUGCUCGACGACAAGAAGUCGUGCGUGGAAGUGGAUCCGUGCUCCGAGGACAACGGUGGCUGCUCGCAUAUGUGCGCCAGCUCGGACGGCACCGCGCACUGUUCCUGCCCCGAUGGCUUCGUCCUGCAGGAGGACCUCAAAUCCUGCAACCCGCUGGAUAAGUGCGCCGUGGACAACGGCGGCUGCUCGCACGCGUGCGUGCACGUGGCGCGCGAGGAGAGCGUGCAGUGCCGUUGUCCGGAGGGGUGGGAGCUGGAUGGCCGGGGCAAGCACUGCCGCCUGAGGGACCCCUGCGAGCGGGAGAACGGCGGCUGUUCGCACGCCUGCGUCCCCAAAGUUGGUUCCGGGGAGGCGCAGUGCCGCUGCCCGGAGGGUUGGGAGCUGGACGCCGGUGGUAAGGAAUGCCACCUUCAGGACCCUUGCGAGAGGGAAAACGGCGGCUGCUCUCAUUCGUGUUCUGGCCAUGACGGUAAGGUGCAGUGUGGUUGCCCCGAGGCCCAUGCACUACGAGACGACAACAGGACGUGUGUGUUGAGUGACUUGUGCGCGGUAGACAACGGUGGCUGCCAGCACUCCUGCUCGCUGGCAGCCCCUGGCGUGGUGGCCUGCUCUUGCCCCGAGGGUCAGACCCUCACGGCCGACAACCGGACGUGCUCGAUGAGCGGGGGGUGCGCGAUCGACAACGGGGGCUGCUCGCACACGUGCGUCCAGACGAAGGAUGAGGUGGCGUGCAGCUGUCCGGAGGGCUUCGAGCUCGCCGCGGAUGGGCUGCAGUGCGUGCCAGAGGAGGGCGACGAGGAGAACGUAGUGUUGGUGGAGGCCCCGGUGGGCCCCUGUGCGAGCGCCAACUGCUCGCACGGCUGUAACGCGGUGUCGGGGGCCGCGGUGUGCACGUGCCCGCCGAGGACCAGGCUGGGCGCGGACGCGCGGACUUGCGAGGCGACGCGGCGCUGCGAGCUGGACAACGGCGGCUGCUCGCACAUCUGCCGCCCGCCCACCAGCGCGGAUGCCGACGUGACCUGCGCGUGUCCUCCAGGCAAAGACCUGGACCCCAAGGACGCCGCGACCUGCCGGCCUCGACGCAGUUGUUUGGUGGAUAACGGCGGCUGCUCGCACGAGUGCGCUGACCGGGAAGACGGCGGCGUGGAGUGCGCUUGUCCUGACGGCUGGGACCUGGACCCCGACGACCGCGUCUGCCACCGGCUAGUCAGCUGCGGCGAGGAGAACGGCGGCUGCUCCCACAACUGCUCCAUCUCCGCGGCCGGCGAGCCCGUGUGCUCCUGCCCCGAGGGCUUCGCGCUCGACGAGGACGACGCCGCCUCCUGCAGGGACGUGAACGAGUGCGAGGACGAGGACGCCGGCUGCUCGCACAUCUGCGAGAACACGCAGGGCAGCUUCCGCUGCUCGUGCCCAGUCGGCUUCCGCCUCCAGGAUGACGACGUGACUUGUAGGGACAGGGACGAGUGCGCGGUGGGCAACGGCGGCUGCUCCCACUCCUGCACCAACACGGCGGGCAGCUUCACGUGUGGCUGUCCCCACGGCUUCUCCCUGGACGCCGAGGGCAAGACGUGCCACGAUGUGGACGAGUGUGGGCGCGGAAACGGCAACUGCUCGCACUUCUGCAUCAACACCAUGGGCGGGCACCGAUGCGGCUGCCCCGUCGGGCUCCGCCUCUCCGACUCGGGCAAGGACUGCGAGCGCGCUCACCACUGCAGCCCCGGCUGGGAACCGGCACCAGCCGAGGAACAGGAUGCCAGAGACGGCGACGGCGAGGAGGACGGGGAUGUGCAGGAGGAGGAAGAGUCCGGCGGGCCCGGCUGCCGGGAUGUGAACGAGUGCGCGGGAGACCAUGGCUGCCAACAAAUAUGCGUCAACACGCCGGGCUUUUAUCGGUGUGAAUGUUUCGACGGAUAUACGCCCGUGGGGAAACGCUGCAUAGGUUCGUCAGCUGCCGUGGCCCCACCGUCGCCCACAUCACUGCCAGCGCCACCUCAAACAUUUACCCAUGCAGUAACUCCUACGAUGGCACCGACUUCGACGACGACCUUCUCUACCUUCCCCACGACCAUCUCUACUUUUCCCACGACCAUCACCACCAUCCCUACAGUGACAACGACAGCGAUGACCACGAUCACUGCCGGAACCACCCCAAGCUCUUCCACGACUCAUCCCCCUUCCUCCACAUCUCCUCUGCCGGUUGUCACAACUCUUUCUCCGGGAGUGGAAGUACUGUCUCCCUCCAACAGACCGCCUUUACCGUCCAACGUUGACGACCCGCUGGUCUUGGUGACGUCGCCGAAAACGCCCCGCUUCGCCGCCGCCUCGAGCACCGCGGCGUACACAGAGACCACCCGGACUCAGGGCUGCGCCCCGAUGCCCGCCCCCGCCGGCGGGGAGGUCCGCUGUCCCGGCCUGAGCCCGUCGCCCUACGGUCUCUACCCGGUGGGCACCCAGUGCUCUGUGCGCUGCCCAAGAGGCUACCACCUGUCGGGGCCUUUGUCCAGGGUGUGUCUGCCCGGGGGCCGCUGGUCGUCGACCGCUGCCUCCUGCGUCGCGGCCCCCGCACCGUGGAUCCAUUGUCCGGGCGCCAUCAACGUGGAGAUACCGCCGUCUCGGGAGCGGGCCGUUAUCAACAUCCCCCGGCCGGCGUCCAACGUAGACUGGUGGAGGCAUGUCGAGUCCGUGCCGGUGUGGGGUAAGCGGCUGUCGGCGGAGCUCGGCCCGGGCUCGUACACCAUUACCUUCGUGGCCAGCAGCCCCGUGAGCCGUGCGAACUCCUCCUGUUCGGUGCCCAUCCUUGUCCGGGACGUGGAGAGGCCGCGCGUGUGGCGCUGCCCGCUCUCCUUUGAGGUGCACCUGUCCCCCGGCGAGGCCUCGCGCCCCGUCUCGUGGGUCGAGCCGCACUUCACCGACAACGUUGGCGUGGAGGCUUUGCUCCGGACCAAGGACCCCGGCGAAUCCCUGUCGCCCGGACUGCACUACGUGACGUACCUCGCCCGAGACGCGGCGGGCAACCGAGCCAGCUGCCACUUCAGCAUCGGGGUCAGAGAGUACACCUUCCCGUUUUCGCGAAGUGCCCAGAGGCGCACUGGCUACCACAACCACCAGGGCUACUACGCGCAUCACGCUUACGUCAACGGCGGCAGUAGGGAGCGGCCGCCAGCGGAGCCCUGCCUCAGAGGAACAACACCUCGGCGCACACCAUCUGGGGUGGUGCGUUGCGUGGCCGUGGCCGCCGCCACCGCGCCCGCCAUGCAGGUUUGGCCGCAGCACGCCCAAACCCAGCAGAGGACGCCCGCCAUCCCGGCGACCCUCUCCGUCCGCAGGUGGGCCACGGGACCCGCCGUCAGGCACGUCUCGUCCAGGACGUCCUUCUCGUGGGACCUGCCGCGGAGCGCACCGUCCACCACAACCUCCCCCGCCACCACCACUACCACGACCACCACCGGCCGGCCAGGAGCAGUCCCCGGUGACUCGGUGUACGAGGAGAGCGUGGCGGGCGCGCAGUCCGUAACGACGAGACGCUUGGAGCAUCACCGCAUCCGUCACCACCACGGCGCGGCCGGCGUGGCGUGGGAGGAGCGGCGGCGGCGCCUCGCGCAGUACCACCUGGACCAGCUGCGGAAGCUGAACGUGCGAGAGUGUCCGUGACCGGCCGGGAGGGAAGGCCCAGCCCCAGCGCGCGCUACAGCCACGUGGCUGUGGCUAUAUCAUUCGAAGACCAUCACACCUAAUUUGUCAAAAAAUAUAUACAUGACUGAACAAAUCACUUUCUUUGACAGAGAAGAUUCGUCGUUAGCGUUGAAUAGCAUUUUACAGUAGGUUCUUCCUUUCUUUCUUUUUAUUUUACAAGUAAUCAAGCAUUCCAAAAAUAAGGAUUGAUGACUGAGAAAAGUGGAAAUUUUGCACUGAAACAAUGCACCGAAUGAGAGAAUGAUAAUGUAUUGAUACCAUUUACAUCUCAUGCACUGUUCUUGUGUUUCUAAUAGAUACAUAGGUCAAAAUAAUAAAAUUCCUUCAAAUUUCUCAAA